AGCCAAGGAGACAAGCAAUUUCGCAUGGAAAUCAGCACAACCGGAACAAUUCAACAUGCCAAUCUUGUACGCCUACGGGGGUUCUGCUCAGAAGGCACUAAAAAGCUGUUGGUCUAUGAUUACAUGCCAAAUGGUUCUCUCGACUCCUUUCUUUUCCAGGGAAAUAAAUUGAUCGUUUUAGACUGGAAAACAAGAUACAACAUAGCAUUGGGAACAGCUAAAGGCUUGGCUUAUCUCCAUGAGAAAUGCAAGGACUGCAUUAUCCACUGCGACAUAAAGCCAGAAAACAUCCUGUUAGAUGGUGAAUUCUGUCCAAAAGUGACAGAUUUUGGCCUGGCGAAGCUUUUUACACGGGAUUUUAGUAGGGCCUUAACUACAAUGAGAGGGACAAUAGGUUACCUUGCACCAGAGUGGAUUUCAGGGGAAGCCAUAACAGCCAAGGCCGACGUUUAUAGUUACGGGAUGAUGCUUUUUGAAUUAGUGUCAGGAAGAAGAAAUACUGAGAAAUCUUAUGAUACAAGAACGGAAUACUUCCCACUUCGAGUGGCUAAUUUAAUAAACAAAGAUGGUGAUGUUCUUAGUCGUUUAGACCCUAGAUUGGUGGGAAACAGUAUUGUAGAAGAGCUGACAAGGGUCUGUAAAGUUGCUUGUUGGUGCAUUCACGAAAUUCAAAGGCCAUCAAUGAGUCGGGUUGUUUAUUUUCUUGAGGGGGUUUUGGACAUGGACUUGCCACCCAUUCCAAGAUUGCUCCAAGAUCUUUCCUGGAACUCUGGAGUGGUUAGUUCCUGAUCAGGUAGUGCAGUUAUUUCAACCGCCCAGUUUCUGUAUAAAUAAGAAAAAGGGUGCUU
Molecule: messenger RNA, 848 nt
Organism: Ricinus communis (castor bean)
Lineage: Eukaryota; Viridiplantae; Streptophyta; Magnoliopsida; Malpighiales; Euphorbiaceae
Product: G-type lectin S-receptor-like serine/threonine-protein kinase At2g19130
Biological process (GO): protein phosphorylation
Molecular function (GO): ATP binding; protein kinase activity
Source: RefSeq, a predicted model, not a curated record